Thamnophis sirtalis is the source of this 785-nucleotide messenger RNA. NCBI's taxonomy places the organism in Eukaryota, Metazoa, Chordata, Lepidosauria, Squamata, Natricidae. The record is from RefSeq and is a predicted model, not a curated record.
UAUCUAAUACUGCAUGAAUGAUUUUCUUUUUCCUGGAUCCCAAAUUAAAGUCUUUUAAAAAAUAAUAAUUCUGUUAUUAUUAAGAAUCACAGUGGGAGAAGCCAGAAGGAUUUCAGGACACCACUCGGAAUUCUGAAAUGGAAGCGGUUUGGAUCGAAGGGACAGAUGAUGAUGGUAACACCUAUUACUACAACACGGAGACUGGAGCGAGAAGGUCGACCUGGAGCUCCCGAGUAAGGAGAUCAACAGCGGCCCGGUUGUGGAAAUCCCCGAUGACGCCAAAGUCAUCUUCAAAGAAAAAACCGUCACUUCCCUCGGUGACGCAACGGAAGAGAAGCCGGUUUUCAGAAAGCGGAAAUUUGAAAACGGGAAAUCGCGAAACAUUCGACAGAGGCUGAGCGAUCACUAACAUCCUGGCUGCGUUGUCAAAAAUAAAAAUAAAAACACUUUUGAGGACAGGAAAAACAAAAGGACGCUGGGAAAAGUUGGACUGUUUUAAACAAUCCCUUCGCAAGACAUGAGUGUAAAAGCAAUUUUUAGAGCUCAUCGUUUUUCAAACCAUGUCUUGGGUGUAAAAUGUACAGAAUAUUUCUUCCCCCUCCACCUCCCUUCUCCCCCCCCCAACAAGUGAUGUCAUUUUAGUUUGCUGGAUUUCUUUUUUUCCCCCCUUUGUGAGGUUUGUGUAAAUAUAAUAUUUUUUAAAAGCGGGUCAAAGGCGGUUCAGCGUAGCUUACAAAACGAGCAUAUUGUCCCGAAUCCUUUUCCAAGAAAAAAAUAAACGCAGU